Molecule: messenger RNA, 1146 nt
Organism: Plasmopara halstedii
Lineage: Eukaryota; Oomycota; Peronosporomycetes; Peronosporales; Peronosporaceae
Product: swib complex baf60b domain-containing protein
Exons: 1
Coding region: 1-1146 (381 amino acids)
Cellular component (GO): nucleus
Source: RefSeq, a predicted model, not a curated record
AUGAAUGAAGACAUGGAGCUCGAAAUAGACCUUUCAGGACUGGAUCAAAGACCCAUGGCACCCGCUGUAAAUGUGACAGAGAUCGCGGAGGCCAUUCGCUCAAUCAUGAAGGACGCAGAUUUAGAACAGCUUUCGCGUCGCAUGAUUCGCAAGCAGCUCGAGGCGCAAUUCCAAUCCGAUCUGUCAAGUUACAAAGACGUCAUAAAUGCAACGAUUUUAGAAGUUAUCGAGCAGCAACAUGUGGAUGAGGAUGAGAUAGAGAAUCAUCCAGAACAGAAUGAAGAAGAUGAGGACGCGGAAAAUGAGCAAACAGAGCGUGCGCCUCGCAAAAAGGCAGCAUCUUCAAAGAAGAAGGCGACGGCUAAGAAGCGUAAGCGAAAAACAGUUGAAAAAUCAGAAAAGAAAGCUGGUGGAGGCUUUAAUGCACAGCUGAGUCUAUCCCCGGAACUCGCACAAGUGGUGGGAGCGGAGACAAUGGCACGGCCGCAGCUUGUCAAGGCACUUUGGGGUUACAUCCACGAGCACAAUUUGCAGGAUCCUAGCAACAAGAAGCUCAUUCUCUUAGAUGAUGCCCUACGUAAUGUGUUUCAGCGUGACUCAUUUACCAUGUUCAGUAUGAACAAAUUUGUCAAGCGCCAUGUGCGCAAGCCUGACGACUUACCGCCUGGAGGAUGGGAUCAAAUUCCGCGUGAUGGUGUGUCUAGUGACGAAGAUAUUGAGAUGAAGGCGGCAAAGAAAAAGUCGGUCAAGCGAAAGAAGAAAUCGACUAUAGCUGAUGAUGAGGCCGACGACAGCAAGCCGAAGAAAAAAAAUGCAUUCAAUACGGAACUUUCGCUGUCGCCCGAAUUAGCGUCGCUGGUUGGUAGUGAUCGCAUGGCCCGACCUCAGAUUGUAAAGGCAUUAUGGGCGUACAUUCAUGAGCAUGAUUUGCAGGAUCCAAAUGAUAAGCGCACGAUUUUGCUCGACGAUAAGAUGAAACAAGUUUUUCAAAGGGAUUCGUUUACGAUGUUUGCGAUGAAUAAAUUCUUAAAGCGACAUGCGCGGAAACCAAGCGAUGUACCUGCUGGUGGCUGGGCUGAGAUUCCGCGUGACGGGCUGUCCAGCGAUGAGGACGAGAACAAAAAGAAGGUUGUCAACGGAAAAUAG